UAGUGACGUAACACACCUUCUCGCCAUUUUCACUGAGAGGCAGUCGUGUGUUCAGAAAACCAGGAUUGGACUCAGCAUAGAUACAUAAAUUGUAUUUUAACACAAACAGCGUUUCGCCGGACGGAUAAACAGGACAUUUGUCAGUCCAAAACGGUCGCAACAUGUCGUCAGAAAACCUGGACUCAGACACUCAGAUUGACUACGAAGACGAAAAACAGGAUUCCCAGGAGAAGAACAGCAGUCCCAUCAAGUCUGAGGAAGCCAAGCUGAAGGCCAAAUACCCCAGCCUGAACCAUAAGCCUGGAGGCUCUGACUUCCUUAUGAAGCGGCUACAGAAAGGGCCAAAGUACUUUGACUCGGGGGACUACAACAUGGCCAAGGCCAAGAUGAAGAACAAGCAGCUCCCCGUGGCUGGGCCCGACAAGAACCUGGUGACCGGGGACCACAUUCCCACGCCACAGGACCUGCCCCAGAGGAAGUCCUCCCUGGUUACCAGCAAGCUAGCCGGCUAGCCUCCACGAUCUGAGGAACGCCCCCUCAACCAUCGGCCCCCCCCCCCUGGGGCUCUUGAGAGCUGCUUGCCACCCCCUCACCUUCACUUCCCAAGAUGUCCGUCUUCUCACGCCCUCCCUUCUCCCCUCCUCAUGCUCCUCUCUUUCAUUUAUCUUCUCCCACUCCUCCCCCUCUCUACUCUCCUCUCCCUUCCUCUUCCUCCUCCUCCUCCUCUUCCUCCCCCGCUGAACCCCACAGGCACUCCUUGGCUUAACAUAUCAUAUUUAAGCUCCAUUUGCGUGUGUGUCUGUUUGGCUGUGUGAGUGAGUGGGAGAGAGGAGAUGCAUCUGCGACCCUUCUCUCUCUCUCUCUCUCUCUCUCUCUCUCU
Messenger RNA from Gadus morhua (Atlantic cod), 880 nucleotides. RefSeq names its product endosulfine alpha b (gene ensab). The record is from RefSeq and is a predicted model, not a curated record. Bases 162 to 512 code for a protein of 116 amino acids. Gene Ontology annotation, molecular function: protein phosphatase inhibitor activity. The transcript has 3 exons. Lineage: Eukaryota; Metazoa; Chordata; Actinopteri; Gadiformes; Gadidae. Gene Ontology annotation, cellular component: cytoplasm.